CUCCGGGACAUCCAUUCAUCACGACACCCACGGACUGACUCCAUCUGUCCGGCCACAGCAUGUGAGUGGAGGCCGGUGUGAGCUGCUGCUGCUGCGCUUCUGUCCGGAGCUGAUUGACCGACAUCCGUGGAAACGAUGAGCAGCGUCACACUUUCUGUCCACGUGCCGCCGCCGCUGCUGCUGCUGCUGCUGCUGCUGUGUGGACUCAUUGUGGCUCAGCCCCAGCUGCUGCCUGGAUCCUGCAACUUUGAACUGGGCACCUGUGGCUACACAUCAGACUCCGGCAGCUGGAGCAUGAAUGAAGAAGGACAUUUGAUAACCGUGGACUCGACCUUCUUGUCUGACGAGGAGCCCGCGGUCCUCGUCAGUCCAGUGUUGGAACAACACGACUGGAGCUGUUUGAGACUCGUGUACCAGAUUACUGGACAAGGUUCCCUUCAUCUCCACCUCAGACCUGACAGUGAUAACUUUGACCACCAGCUGUGGACCGCCAACACAGCCUCUGACAGCUGGCUCAUCGCGAGCGUGGACCUACGUAACACCACCGCCCCCUACCAGGUUCUGCUUGAAGGUCGACCUGAGUGUGGGUCGGGGAACAGCGUCGCCAUCUUUGAGAUUCACAUCGUCCCCGGUUACUGCAUAGAGUGUAAUUUUGAGGAGCAUCACCUCUGUGGCUACGGUAACAGCUGGAACCCAAAUGUCAACUGGUAUGUUGGAGGAAGUGUGGCCACAGAACCUGUGUCUAACCUGCUGGACGACGACACCAGCAAUAACCAGAGAGGACACUACAUGUACGUGGACUCUGUCUACGCCAAGCACUUCCAGGAAGUAGCCAAGCUGACUUCACCCAUGACCACGGUGCCCAUGGCCGGCUGCUUGUCCUUUUAUUACCAGCGAGACCAGGAGAGAGGAAACCUGUUCUCCGUUUUCACCAGAGACCAGCUGGGUCACUACGAGGAGAUCUGGAGGCCGGAGGUUUAUUCUACUGCAGGCUGGCGUCUGGUCAGCGUCGACAUCAAAGCCCUUCACCCACUGGAGGUUGUGUUUGAAGUGGCUUUCAACAGCGCCAGAGGAGGAUAUGUGGCCGUAGACGACAUCUCCUUUUCUCCGGAAUUCUGCCACACUGACACAGAGCCGACCUUUGACCCGUCCAUAGCCAACUGUGACUUUGAGAACAGCCUGUGUCUGUACUAUCAGGAGCGAGCGGAGAGCAAGGUGUGGAGCAGAGUUUCAGUCAAGGCCAACACUUACAGGAUCGGAGACCACACGACAGGAGCAGGCCGUUUCCUCCUGGCAAACACUCCCUUCACGUCGAGGCCUGGUUACAUGGGUCGCCUCCACGGUCCCCUUUUACCCGGGAACCACAAGUACUGCCUGAGGUUCUACUACAUGCUGAAUGGAUUUGGAAAAGCAGACAAUUCUCUGGUUCUGUACAUUUUCGAUGAGAACAAUGUGGCCCAGGAGAAAGUGUGGAGUGUUGCCGACACGUCCAGAGCUGUGUGGACUCUGGUGGAGGUCACCUACAUGAAGCCCAUGCUUUCCAAGGUAGUGUUUGCCAGCAUCUGCACUAAUUUCUGGGAGUGUGGCCUGGUAGCCAUCGAUGACAUCACUGUCAACAUGGGAGACUGUCGAGUCACAGCAGGUUCUCUGCCCGGUCAGUGUAACUUUGAAGAUGGAGUAUGUGGCUACAUUCAGGACAGCGCUGGAGACAAGGCCGACUGGCUGCGAGUCCGAGGACAGACCCCGACUUCCUACACGGGGCCCAGAGGAGACCACACCACUGGGGUGGGUCACUACAUGUACAUCGAGGCCUCCCUCAUGCGCCCGGGUCACAGAGCGCGGCUGCUGACCUCUGACCUGCGGGGCUCGUCACUCCCUCAGUGUGUGACCUUCUACUUUCACAUGUACGGCUCUGGCACUGGUCUGCUGAGCGUGUUACUGCGCCGAGGCAGCGGACGGCAGGACACGCUGCUGUGGAGGAGACGCGGAGAGCAGACCAUCAGCUGGAUGAGGGCAAUGGUGGACUACCGCUGUGACGACAGACACCAGAUUAUAUUUGAAGCUAUCCGAGGCCCGUCACUACGCAGUGAUAUUGCCAUUGAUGACAUCCUUUUCAAAAGAGGACCAUGUGAAGAUCCUGAUGACAUCAUUGCAUACUCAGGCUUUUCAGAGUAUUUUAAUGAGAUUGAGAACUGAGUGUGUGUGUGUGUGUGUGUGUGUGUGUUUCAGAGGUGGACUGCUUGGCUUUUUGUGACAAUUUACACAUUUGUAGAGCAAAGUUAACGUUGAUGCUGUCACUUGAACUCAGUUCAGUCUUUUCAGUAUUUGUCCUUUAACUAUUUUUCCCAUUUCAUGAUCAUAAUGGAAUUGUAUUACACAGAAGGGAAUGCCUGUGAUUUCAUCCAUCGACAACAAGUCUAUUUACUCCUCACAUCAUACACACGUGUGUGUGUGUGUGUGUGUGUGUGUGUGUGAACCAAGAACCUUCAAGAGGAAAAACAGGUUCUCGCCACUUAACAAAGGGUUUGGCCAAUAAAAUCAGAGCUGCCGUAAAUAUACAAUAUCUUCUGUACAUUUUUAGACCGGUUUCACAACCUGGCAAUCUACUGUGUA
Messenger RNA from Solea senegalensis (Senegalese sole), 2613 nucleotides. It is a transcript of the gene mamdc2a, whose product is annotated as MAM domain containing 2a. The transcript is spliced from 14 exons. Bases 136 to 2196 code for a protein of 686 amino acids. The record is from RefSeq and is a predicted model, not a curated record. Gene Ontology annotation, cellular component: membrane. NCBI's taxonomy places the organism in Eukaryota, Metazoa, Chordata, Actinopteri, Pleuronectiformes, Soleidae.